Molecule: messenger RNA, 2639 nt
Organism: Salvelinus sp. IW2-2015
Lineage: Eukaryota; Metazoa; Chordata; Actinopteri; Salmoniformes; Salmonidae
Source: RefSeq, a predicted model, not a curated record
AGGCGGGCCACAGGGCUGCGAUGGCUAGCUGUAGGUCGUGUGGGGGCUCCGGUCCACUGGAGAGUUUCCUCCAGGGCAAAUACUGCAGCUCCAUUUGUGUCCAGCCCUCCAGUGGCAGGUCAUCUCCCAGAGAGCAGCGGGAGAGAGAUGGGCGGGAGGGGGGACUGGGGAAACGAGUGAGGAAGAAGAGGAAGAUCUACAUGGACUCUGGUGAUGAAGAGGAAGACAACCAGGAGGAGGAAGAGGACAAGGCCAAGGCUGUCAAAGGGAGGAGAGCUGCUAAGCUGGCCAAGCUAGUGACAGCCCCACCCAAUAAGAAGCGACCCUGGAGCUGGCCCUCCUACAUGGAGGAGGAGAAGGCUAUAGCUGCCCCCCUUAAACUGUUCAAGGAGCACCAGUCRUUCCCUCAGAGCAGGAAUGCCUUCAAAGUGGGAAUGAAGUUAGAAGGACUGGACCCCUGUCACCCCUCUCUGUUCUGUGUGCUCAGUGUUGCUGAGGUCCARGGUUAUAGGGUAAGGCUUCAUUUCGACGGGUAUCCAGAGUGCUAUGACUUCUGGGUAAAUGCUGACACCUGGGAUGUGAAGCCGGCGGGCUGGUGUGAGAAGAUGGGACACAAGCUGCUACUGCCUAAAGGUUGUAAGGAUGGGGAGUUCAACUGGAACAUGUAUGUGAAGAACUGCAGAGGUCAGCUGGCCCCCAAACACCUCUUCAAGAGCCUCAACACGUCGGUGACUCCGUCAGGGUUCCGUGCGGGUAUGAAGCUAGAGGCRGUGGAUAAGAAGAACCCAUAUCUGAUCUGCGUAGCGUCCAUCGCRGCUGCUGUUGACAACAGACUCCUCAUACACUUUGACAACUGGGACGACACCUAUGACUACUGGUGUGAUGCCAGCAGUCCCUACAUCCACCCUGUAGGUUACUGUGAGGAAGCUGAGCUGACCCUCACCACCCCUGCUGAGUAUAAGCACCCGAGGAGUUUUUCCUGGGAUAAAUACAUGGAGGAGACUGGGACACAGGCAGCCCCUGCACGUGCCUUCAAACUGCGUCCGUGCCAUGGGUUCCASGCUGGAAUGAAGCUGGAAGCCGUUGAUAAGAGGAAUCCCAUGCUCAUCCGCGUAGCAACCAUCGCCGAGGUGGAGGACCACCGACUGAGGAUCCAUUUUGAUGGCUGGAGUGAGGAGUAUGACUACUGGGUGGAUGCUGACUGCCCAGACCUCCACCCUGUGGGCUGGUGUCAGAAGACUAGUCAUCCCCUACAACACCCCUCCAAUGGCUCCACUGAUAUGCUGGUCCUCCCAGGGCAGGGCUGUCCUACCCCAGGAUGCAAUGGGGUUGGUCACAUCCGAGGACCCCGCUACGGAACCCACUACACGGGGGUGAGCUGUCCGUACUCGGAGAUGAACCUGAACAGGGAGGGCCAGGUACCAGACCGUCUGAGUGGAGAACGACCUAUGACCCUGAGUGGGCCUCAUCACCRUGGGCRAYGCCCAGACCCUCCUUCACACACCCAGACAAACAGCCMCACCACACCGGAGCAGCCCGAGCCUGCAGACGACUCCCCUCAGACCAGUGUAACUAGGGGGCCGACGGUUGACGAGGGCGAACGAUCCAGGUGCAGCAGUCAGAGUGAGCCACCAGGGGGCUCCACUGAGCCCAUCAAUGAUGGAGCCAAGGCCAAGAGGUCUGCUCCAGUCCCAAAGUAUCUGAAGCUGCACGUCGUCAAGCAGGAGAAUGGAGAUGGGAAAGACUCCCUGUCUCUCCAGCAGGCGCUCCAUGAGUCAGUGUUCUCCCCAGGUGGCUCCUCCUCUCCCCCUCACAGGGUGGCUCUGUGCUGGGACAAACACUGCCAGCUGCUCCCUGAGGUCCUGGGCCUCACAGCUAAGAGAGUUGCAACCUGGACCGUCGACGAGGUGGCCAGUUUUGUCAAAGGGCUCCCGGGCUGCAAAGAGCAUGCUGCCACCUUCAGGRCAGAGCAAAUGGAUGGAGAGGCCUUCCUGCUUCUCACCCAAGCAGACAUAGUCAAGAUCCUGUCAAUCAAACUAGGCCCCGCCCUCAAGAUAUACAACGCCAUACUCAUGCUGAAGAACGCUGAUGAGGAGUGAGACGCCCCCUCACGCUUCAUUUCCUCCCACACCCGACCAAUGUAUCUGAAUUGUCUAGAGAAGUUUCAUCUCCUUUCUUUGCCUCCUCACCUUAUCCUCUUUGGUUUUCAUCUGCAUUGAUCUGAGCCCGCAGGAUAGGUCAGAGCAACGUAAUGGAUGGCCACCAGGAAUCUGCUUUCAGCUAUCCUGUUCUUCCACAUCAGUGUAGAGGAGUAGAGAGGAUACAGAGAGGAUGUACCUGGUGUCAGUGUAGAGGAGUAGAGAGGAUACAGAGAGGAUGUACCUGUGGUGUCUGUUGGAAGAUCUUAAUUGCAUACUCCUCGCGUCCUCUCCUUGUCUCCUCAAAACCCAUUGGAUGAGAGGACACGAGGAGAGAGGACGCGCGGAGUAUGCAAUUGAGAUCUUACCUGUCAGACAGACAACCCAAGAAAGUGUUUUAUACUAUAACAUAGCAACAAUUAAAAUUUAAAGGGGCAAUCCGGAGUUGAAACAAUAACAAAGCAGUWACCCCACCACUGUUUUGGCCAAAAGCUGAGGGAU